Molecule: messenger RNA, 477 nt
Organism: Fusarium sp. VM40
Lineage: Eukaryota; Fungi; Ascomycota; Sordariomycetes; Hypocreales; Nectriaceae
Source: the annotation of a GenBank genome assembly
AUGUACCGAGUUCGGUAUGAGGCAUGGAACCUACUUGUUGCGCACAUGUCUGAGACUCUGGAGAGAAUACUUCAACACCGUGGUACAGAUACUAAGGCUGUUGUAUGGGUACAUAGUAGCCAUAUUGGUGAAGCUCGCGCCACGAGUAUGGGAUUGGCAAAAGGAGAGAUCAGCAUUGGGCAGGUUUGCAAGGAGAAGUUCGGACACAUGGCUCUCAGUAUCGGCACGGGUACAUAUGCAGGCACAGUCGCUGCGGCCGAGAGACGGGAUGGUGACUUGCACGUCAUGAAGGUCCAGCCUGGGCUUCCUGGGAGUAAUGAAGAGCUCAUGCACACCACAGGCAUAGGCAACUUUAUACUGGGUCUGCGACAGGGGAAGUGUGAUAUGAAGCUGCGAGAAGUAUUGAGCGAGCGACGACUAGCGAUAUUUAUUGGUGUUCUUUAUAAAACCACAACGGAGAUGGCUUCCCACUACUAA